This is a messenger RNA of Aureobasidium subglaciale EXF-2481, 1784 nucleotides long. RefSeq lists its product as uncharacterized. NCBI's taxonomy places the organism in Eukaryota, Fungi, Ascomycota, Dothideomycetes, Dothideales, Saccotheciaceae. Bases 110 to 1552 code for a protein of 480 amino acids. The record is from RefSeq and is a predicted model, not a curated record. The transcript has a single exon.
GUACAUUUGACUCAGUACAUCAGAUAUUGCCAUUGCUUGAUAGUAUUAUACCUAUUCACAUCUGUUACAUCCAUCAUCCAGCAUAUCAUAUCAUAUCGUAUUCUCUAUCAUGCCCGUCACAAGAAAGCGCAAGGCCAUCAGCCCCGACUCUGGUAAACAAAGCACAAUCGCCAGCCAAAAGCCCAUCAACACCUUUGGACGCGUCACCAAGAGUCAGAAGGACGAGACGAACACAAAGAAGCGCAGGAUAUUAGAUUCAUCCAUCAUCGAUACAUCAUCAUCAUCUACACAAGACACGAAUAUUACUGGACAGGAAGAGGUGGAAGCGGACACAACAACGACGCAAUCGAAGAAGCGCUCAAGAGAUGCCGAGGAUGAAGUCACAACUCCGCAGAACAAGAGAUUCAGGAAUGCCCUACCGCCGACACCAGCAGAGACGCCGUCCAAGAGCGCUUCCAUGCUCUUUGAGCAGAUGAUGCUCGACAAUACCGCUCCUGUCCCGAAUAGCUCGACACCACAAGAUACCGAAUACGAAACACCUCCUCUCACACCGCGCGCCUUCAGAAGUCUUGGAUCAUCGUUACCUACAACCGAAUUGCCAGCUCAGUUACAAGAAUUUACGCGACUGUUCAAAGCAUUCCUCACAAGCACAUCACUAUAUUCGACGCACAAUGGCCUCGGUACGCCAAUGUACAUUACCAAUUUAUUACCACAUGUCACGAGGAGCUGGAAGAAGAGAGCCGUCACAGAACGUGACAUGCUCAUCGUUCUUGCUAUUCUUGGAGAGAACGACACUUUCGAGUUGGCCGACAAUGGUGAAGGGAGCCUAUGCAUCGAGCUUCUGGACACCAAAAACUCCACGACCGGUCACUUUAACCAGCCCGAGAUGAUCACAUUAUUCAACACCCGCCUUGACACCCUCUGGAAGCAAUGGCUCUCCUCAUCACCCACAGCGAGAUCAGACAUCGAAGGCUUCGUUUCACAGAUCCCUACCUGCCAAGUCAUUACCAGCCAGGUCGCACCAAGUAACAUCACUCACAUCACAAAAGGCGCCGAACGUCUUCAAGAGCUCAAAGCCGGAGCAAUCGUCGCCCGUGCAGCAGAAGCAACUUCCCGCAAACCUGUCGUUCAACCAAGAGACAAGUCUGCCGCAGCAGUAGCAAGUCGCGGCGCCAAUCUCCUCGAACGUAUCCUCGCCAAACAAGCUGCAAAUCUCAACAAGGCGGACGGACCUAGCCCUGCCCACCUUGCCCGUCUCUCUGCCCUCGACCGCAUCACAGACAUUGCGGAUGUGCUUGACGUUCUCUCCGGUGGCCGUGCAAGAGCAAGUUUCUCGACCAAAGUCCUGCUGUCAAAUCUCCAAAACUCAUUGCGCAACCCUCUGUCUGCAGAAGAAGCUGAGAAGUGUCUUGAGAUUAUGGCUGCAGAAGUCACACCACAUUUUGUCAAGAUAAUUCGUGCUGGAAGCGUCAAUGCUGUUGUUAUUACUAGAGCCGGCAAGCCGACGCCUGAGCAAUUGAGGGCUAGAAUUGAGUCUGCCAGGGCUGCCUGAUCGUAUCGAUGUCGAUUUGUCGAGAUGUGAUGAGAAGCGAUCUCCGGACGAGAUAUUGUCAAUCAUGCCACUGGUUUGGCAUAAAGAUGGAAAGAAUCGAUCUUGUAGAUUAGACGCAGCAUCCAUCGAGUAUAUUUUUAUCCUCUGUUUCACCAUAGCAAGAUAAUCCCCGAACCACAGGCUGGCCAAUGUAUGCAUAAAUCUCGCUCAUGUGUUUGGUGAUGGAGGGAAG